GAUAACGAUUGAGGGCGCGCGCGCGAUCGAGCGAAUUUCGGUCGCGGCGGGCUGUACGGCUGGUGGUGUUUUGCGUGGGUAGUCGCGCCGUGGGGUUAAUGUGUUUUUUUUUCUAGAUCGUUGACCCCUAUUAUUAUAUUACCCCGCACGCGUUUUUUCCCCUUCGUUUUAUUUUUUUAUUAUUCCAUUUGCGCUCAUAAAAUACCCGUGUCACUCCGAGACAAUGACAAGUGCGAAAUAAGCCGUCUGGGUUAGUGGGUUGUGCCAUUAUUUCGGAUUCCGAACCACACCGCGAGUAGAACUGCCAUUGUUGUCCGCCAAACACGACCCUAGUUAGGUUUAUAUACCUACGUUAUUUUUCUUCUUUUUUUCCAUUUUCUGUCGUUGACUAAACUACAACUGCUGGGACAUCUACGUCGUUGACCAAGUCGUCAGUGAUAUGGAAUCGAAUCGUUGACGGCAUGCACAAUAGCGUGUUGGUGGGUGGUUCAUCGAUAAAGCAUGAUAUCUGUUGGGACGAGUUCAAAGAUGGCCAGUAAUAGGACUAAUGCUGCUACCUCCGCCGCCUCUGGCACAGAUUCAGAAGAGACUGCUGAACAAAUUGUACGUAAAAAAACUACAAUAUCGCCAGAAGAUGUAUUGACUCUGUCUAAAAUUACAGAAGGGUAUUUAUGUGCUCCAGAUGCAAAUAUAUAUAAUAUAGAUUUUAUACGUUUUAAAAUACGUGACCUAGAUACAGGCAUGGUUUUGUUUGAAAUUGCCAAGCCUUCUGUGAUACUUGACGACAAUCAAACUGAAGGAAAAGUAGAAGAGACAGAUCUAAAUAGCGGCCGAUUUGUACGCUAUCAAUUUACACCCAAGUUUCUUAAACUGAAAUUGGUUGGAGCAACUGUGGAGUUUACUGUGGGAAAUAAGCCAGUUAAUAAGUUUCGCAUGAUUGAACGUCAUUAUUUCCGUAACAAAUUAUUAAAGACAUUUGACUUUGAAUUUGGCUUUUGCAUACCACACAGCAAAAAUACAUGUGAACACAUCUACAAAUUUCCUAAGUUGGAUCCUGAAUCAAUUAAGGAAAUGAUCCAAAAUCCAUUUGAAACCAAAUCUGACAGUUUUUAUUUUGUUGAAGAUCGACUCAUAAUGCACAACAAAGCUGAAUAUGCAUACAAUGGUGGUGUUUAGUAGAACCGAAACAACCUUUUUAUGUUCAUUGAACAUAGUUAACAUUUCACGGUUUUUAUUUUUAACUAAAAUUUCUAACAUGAUUUUACAUCACAUUGUGUGGUCACACUUGUCACAUUUUUUGAUUUGGAGUUGCACUUUACACUCCAACAAGUUUGCUAUUCUUUUAAAACAUAUUUGAACUCAAAUAUCACAGUGUUUUAUGAGUAUAAGACAUAGUAUUAUACAUUUAUUAUUAUUAUUAUUUAAGUUACCUACUAGAAUUGUUAAUUGUUAUGAAUCCCAUUAUAAUUGAUAAAAAUAAAUCACAAUUUUAUUUUAUUUCUGUGAUAAAAAAAAUGAGGUUCACUAUUAUUGAUAAAAUAUAAAUAUUAUGGAAUAUAUUUAACAAAACAUUUAUAAAUUUUUACAAUUUAUUCAAAUUAUUGAGUUUUUAAGAAAUAUAAUAAUUUAUGAUAUGUAUA
Molecule: messenger RNA, 1640 nt
Organism: Metopolophium dirhodum (rose-grain aphid)
Lineage: Eukaryota; Metazoa; Arthropoda; Insecta; Hemiptera; Aphididae
Gene: unc-119
Product: protein unc-119 homolog B
Exons: 6
Coding region: 502-1176 (224 amino acids)
Biological process (GO): lipoprotein transport; nervous system development; cilium assembly
Cellular component (GO): cilium
Molecular function (GO): lipid binding
Source: RefSeq, a predicted model, not a curated record